Pocillopora meandrina is the source of this 10580-nucleotide messenger RNA. The record is from the annotation of a GenBank genome assembly. NCBI's taxonomy places the organism in Eukaryota, Metazoa, Cnidaria, Anthozoa, Scleractinia, Pocilloporidae.
GUUCCUCGCAACUUAGAGAACUGUCGUCCAUGCUUGUUUAGCGUUAGUAGAGAAAGUGGUUAAGUUUUCAGACAAAUAUGGCAGCAGUAGACGGCGCUGGGUUCAAUUUGGAUGAGGACGUUGGUGCUAAAAUAAGUGGAUUUCGCAAGGAAUACGACAAUGACCGCGAUGGCCGAGAAGAUUACGGUAAGGGACCGUUUUUUAACAAAUGCAGCGAAGAUCGAACUUAGAAAUCCAUACAGACCUUACAGUUUGAUUUGUUGUCUCGAAAUUUUUGUUAAGUUCGGCGUGUUAAAAUGGUUAACGUGAAGUAGAUCUGAUUGAGUAGUUUCACCGAAAAUCCAUAGAAGACUGAAUAACAUAACAAGUCCUAGAAGUGAACGAUCGUUUAACGUUGCUAGAUAUAUUCAUUUUAAUGAUGCAGUUAUAAGCGUUCUGUGUAUGAGCUCGCUUUCAUGUAGUUUUAAGUCAUGUUAAAAUUGAAUUAUCAGAUCAUCUGAUAACAUUAAACUCUUCUUUACUCUUGUAUUUGUUUUAUAUUUCGAUUUUCCUAGUAUAAGUUGAAACUGUCAAAUUAUUUAAUUGUGUUUCUUCGUUUACACUGAUGAGAUGAUCAGUAGAUGAUUUCAGGACCACUUUUAACUAAAGUAACACACAGAGGAGUUGUACAUUUGUAGAUGAGUCAGAAUUUGAAGAAUUAUUUUUAUUUCUUACACAUUCAGAAUUCCAGCUACAGGUAUUUUAAUGAUGCAUACAUCAAGGAUUUAGGAAUCAUACAUACAUUUACAUACGUAUAUAACCGUACACGUUCGGAAGGAGAACAAAUAAUUGAUGGGGUAUACUCGUGUGCUACACUCUUUACAAUGCCUCAGUGAGGAAUUUUAUAUCAUAGCUAAGCAGUGGUAACAAAGAAGAGCGAUGAAAAGCAUGAUGAAAUAGUGAAGUAGAAGUUUUGUGUUUUAGUGGCAAUUUGUGUCUUGUGUUCCUGUAUCCAUCUUUAUAUUGUUGUCUAUACUUGUUGUGCAAUUUUCAGCAUGAAAACAUAACAUUGAUGGAAGUGGAACUGAUAAGUGCCACCUACUCAGUAUCAAAGUAUGGUUAAUCAAAUCUUUUUGACAACCCUGUAUCAGCCAGAAGUUGUUAUAAUCUUCCACUAUGCUAAUGAGUACUUUUUGGAAUCAUGGAAUUCUGUCAAUUUUAAUUGUACCUUUUAUACUUUUAUUAUUUUCUAGGUGACCGCUCAAGAGAUAGAGGUGAUAGAGGCAGAGAUCGACGGCGCAGGUCCAGGUCAAGAUCAAGAAGUCCUAACAGAGACAGAAGAAACUUUGGUGGUGGAAGGGACAGAUAUCGAGGGGGAAACAGGUGAUGUCAUAUACUCUUUUUUAAGGAUAUACUUGUACUUAGAUUUUAAAUAAUUUGAUGUCCAUCUUUUGUAAUUGUGAAGAAACUUUUUGCUUUUGAAUUUUCAUCAAAAUUGUGAACCCACUGCUUUUGUGAGGUUUGACAGGAGUUCUAUUGUAGUUUGCACAUGAGGUGAUGGAUACUCACAGGGUACUUACAGGUUAAGGCACUCAGCAAGUGAAUUAUUGAGAUUCACCAGGAAGCAUUCAUUGUUUGUGAACAAGUACAGGUAAAUCCCAAUAAUUCAUGAACAAUGAGUGCAUUAACAUUUUUAAAUUUAAAUUGAAUACACUGCACAAAGAAACACUUCAUUGAAAACCACUAUACAAAAUGCAAAAACACUUCAACUAGCUUGAAUGAAAAAUGUAAAAUUCACAAUCUUACCUUUCAAAACAUAUAUUCCCCAAGCAGUUGCUUUCUUGGUGUUUUUAGGAAUUCCAUCAUCAUUAAGAGAAUUAAUCUCUGCAUCUGACAAAUUGUCGAACUUUGAGUUAGCCAAAGCCAUGGUGUAAUGACAGUGGUGUGUUGAAUUUACACCAAGGCUAUUACACCACAAUAAUGACAUCAAGGAGUUUGUUUUGUCACAACCAAGUAUCUUGUGGUACUAAUCAGCCAAUCAGAAAAUUGGAAUUCAUACAGUGUAUGAAAGUUGAAUGAUAAAUUUGUUUUUUUUUGACAAAAUUUAUUUUUAACCCUAUUAUUAACUCCUAGAUCAAAUUUUUAAUUCUCCUUACUGUUAAACCAUACAAUUCUUGUAAUGUUAGUUUAGAGAAUUUGGGAUUGGAUUAACUAAUUAUCCCCAAAUUGAUAUUUUUCUUUAUUCUCAUCACUUACCUAGUUGAUAUUGUAUUAAUAUUGUAAGGAGAAAUUCUGUCUUGGUCACUCAUGGGAGCUAAAGGGUUAACAGAAUUUAUAUGCUUUUAAUUUUUCUUUUUAGGUCCCCCUCACCACCACGGAGAAGGAGAAAGAGGUAAGAAUCAAAGAGUUAAAUUUUCUAGUGUUACAGGUAUACCAAGUGUUACUGUUGUCACAUAAGUUCCAUAUUGAUUUUCAUUCAUGUCUAAGGCUGUAUACUGUAUAGUUUGUUGUUUACUCUUUCUGAUUUUGUUCCUGGUGUAAUGUAUCUUACAUGUAUAUUUUCUUUUGAAGGGAAAGCUUAUGGGACAGGCCUCCAAUUGGAUAUGAGCAUUUGACACCUGCACAGUACAAGGCUAUGAGAGGUAAAGUAACACUUCAAGUGAACAAUUAUUAUUGAUUUUUACAUUAUUGCAUUAGAUCCAACGAACAAUAUAUAUUAGCUCUGCUAAAAAUUAAGUGUUGUUUUAUGUAGAACUCUUUUGUGAAUCUGAUAGGAAUUUAAAAAAUACUGGUUGAACAAUACUAGAAUAAGAUCAAACAUAAGUUGAGGUUGGUGCUGUAGACAUGUUGUCCCUACUACUACAGCUACAAUUAUCAAUAAGGAUUCAAAGUAUUCUCUGUUUUCAAUGUUAGUCACUGAACAUGCAUGUACAACCAAAAUAAAGCAACUUUCUCCAGACUUGACUUGUAAUUUUUGUCUAUUUCUUUUCAAAGAAUUGUUUUCCAAAAUUUGAGUCGCCAAACUCAUGGUGAAGCUUAUCUGCAUUCAUGGCUUAUAGUACUUUCAGUGUUUGGGAUUGUUUAGGUUAUCUUUUAAAAGUUCUUGUUUAUUUGUUGUCAAUCAAAAUAGCUGCUGGUCAGAUACCAGUCAAUGCAGGUGGUCCAGUCCCAGGGGGCACCGUCAGCAGUUUGCCGCAAGGAAGUCAGAUGACAAGACAGGCUCGUAGAUUAUAUGUUGGAAACAUUCCUUUUGGUAUAACAGAGGUGUGUUCUGCAUGAUUAUAGCUGUAGUUUCCUUAGACGUGGAACCCUUUCACUCCCAAGAUCAUUCACCUAAUUCUCCUUACAGUCUGUUCUACAACUCUUAUGGUAUUGGUUUGAAGAAUUUUGUAUUGGAUCAACUAAUAAUCCCCUAAUUGAUACUUUUCUCUAUUCUCAUCUCUUACCCGCUGAUAUUGUAUUGUUGUUGUAAGGAGAAAUUCUGUCUUGAUCAUUCAUGGAAGUUACACAUGUAAAGGGUUAAAGUUAAAACUCUAUUUAAUUACUUGUACAUGUAGAGUGAAGGUGUGGCAGUUGUGUUUUAUGGCUUCAUUUUUUGUAUUUAUUGAUUUUUUUAUUGAUCACAUACAAGCAAUUUAGCAAUUGAUAAUAAAAUAAACUUGAAACAUUUAGCUAAAGGUACUAGUAAACUUUUUUUUUUUAUGAGUGGGAAACAGUAGGAGUAUUUAAGUGGUCUCAGACCUUCCACUCCACCCACAUGUACUAUAGUUUCCUCUUUUCUUUCCUAUUUUCCUUUUUAUCAAUUUUUUUGUUUUUCCCCUUUGCUUAUUUGAUUUUUAUUUUGAAUUUGUUACAAUGACCCAAUUUGGAAAUAUGAAUGAACUCUGACUUGGGGUGGCUGCAUACAAUAUUUAUACAAGUGUUGAAAAAUAGAAAUUGUUAACAGAUAAUUCUCUUCCCCAACCUGAUUUUCCAUUUUGAGAGCUUUGAAAGUACUGACACGUGGCAGUUGAAGUAAACUUGUCAUGUAUUUUUAUCUCCAAUACCCUGAUACCCUGUAUUCCUUCUUCAAACAUAGAACCUGAUGAUAGAAUUCUUCAAUGCCAAAAUGCAAGAGGCCAAGUUAAACACAGCACCAGGAAACCCUGUCAUUGCUGCACAGAUCAACUUGGAGCAAAAUUUUGCCUUUAUUGAGGUACAUUGUUAUGGUCUUGUUUCCUUUUUGGGUAUUUGUUUGUUUGCUGGCAUUUGUGUAUUUGAUUGGGACCACAGAUACAUGUAUCAGUGGUUUGAAAUUGAAGUUGUCAUCAGCCAAAAGUGAUAACAAAGGAAAAAUAGCAGAGGAAAAGGCUACCACUGCUGGCCAUCUUUCAUCAAAUUUUUGCCACAUAACCUUUAUUGUUAACAUCUUUUUGUCAAUCCUGUCUUUGUUGUUGCUGGGGGAGGUGGCUUUGAUUAGAUCUUGUUAUGUUUUGAAUGUAGAAUGCACUUGUGUGGUAUGUGUAUUUAAUUUAAAGCAUACAAUAUAUUCUGCAGUGUUAACUCAUUUGUUGUUCUCCCAAACUUACCAGCUUCGUUCAGUUGAAGAGACCACUCAAGCUAUGGCUUUUGAUGGAAUUAUUUUAGAGGUACAGUUCAGAAAGUGUUGUAGUUUGGUCUUAGCAAAUCUAAUGUCAAUGAACACGAGUGGAAAGAAUUUGACUACUGUAACUAUUAAUUUAAUGGUUACUUUAAAGGGAAGAUAAAAAUCACUCUAUUUCCUCAAAUAAGUGCCCAUCCCUUAGGCCAUAACAUCAAACAAGCACUCCUCUCAAAUAAGCACCCCCCUUCUUCCCUCACUUUCCUUUUUUUAUCAGCACUCCAUUUACAUUUUUUUAGCUUCAAUUACAGUGGAAUCAGGUUAAUAGUUUCUUAAUGAGAACCCCCUCAAUUGAGUGCCGUUCUUUCAAUAAGCACCUGGGGCUUAUUCAAAGAAAAAAAGAGUUUCAUUUAUUAAGAAAGACUAUCUUGUUACACUGUACCUGUAGUUUACAGAAUCAAUAAUAUUUUAGUAUAUUUGACAUUUUGUUUGAUUGUUAUAUUUUAGGGCCAAUCAUUGAAAAUUAGAAGGCCUAAGGAUUACCAACCUAUUCCAGGAAUGUCAGGUACUGUGGUCAUAUGUUUAUUUUUCUUUUUAAUUUGCAUGUUUGUGUCUGUACAGUUUAAGUCUUAUUUUCUUUAAUCAAGUUUUCUCCUGUGUUUGACCUUUUAAUUACUUAAACUUAUAAUGCAGACACAACAAAGGGGCUAGCACAAGAGUGGUUAAAGACAUGCUAAAGCACAAGAGAAAACAUUGUUUUCUUAAUGCUGGUUUGUGGUGUGUGUGUUUAAAUGUACUUGCACAUGUCUAGCAAGCUAGCGAGAGCAGCCAAUUGUUGCUUGCUUCACUGAUGAAGAGCAUGCUUUUGGCAGCUUUCUAUACAUGAAACCAGCCAUUAAGAAGAUCACUCAUCCAGAGAGCUUGAAGCAUACUUGUUAUAGUUCCAAUUUUUUGCAGGCAUACUUGUAUGUACAAUUCAGGAUGUUAAUCUUUUGCUCAUAUUUUAAUGGUUAAUAUUCUCUGUUUCUUCAAGCAAGUACAGCAUUUCCAGAUGCUGACACCCAAUUUUUAAUUCUACAGAAACAGCCACAAUUCACGUGCCAGGUGUUGUUUCAACUGUUGUGCCUGACUCUCCACACAAGAUUUUCAUCGGAGGUUUGCCAAACUACCUUAAUGAAGAUCAGGUAAGAUGUAUGGGAUGCAUAGGAACUAAGUUGCAAGGGAGUGGAAGUGUGUUGACAAAAUUGUCGAAAUGAUAGGCAUUAUAACUGAAUAAAGGUUACAAAAUCUUGUGAAGGUUCUCUGUCAAUUAGACUCAGCUGAAGUGCAAAAAAUUUGAUUGGGAUCCAUUAGAAAAAUUUUUACCGUGCAGCCGUGUCAUCUUGAUACAUUUGAUGCCACACUGCAAUGGCUUAAAUGUGUCAACUCUCUGCCCUUAGAAUGCAGGAUUCUUCAAGAAUGAAAAAGAAAAAAAAAACUUUGGUAGAAUAUUUGGCAGCUCCAAAAAGGAAGCAAAUUAACUCCUAAAGACAAGAAAAUUUCUCUCAUUGGCAGGAAUAUCAUAGCAACGAACUAAUGCCAAAAUUCUACUUUUGUUUUUUCAGCAAUUGUGUUUCAGCCUUUCUAUUUUUUUUUUAGAUCAACAAUUGUGAACCAUCUUCGGCUUACGAAAGACUCCACUCGCAACACACUUCUUUUUCAGCAAUUUCUUUUUUUAGAUGCUGUGUUCAUGUAGACAAGACAUGAAUAGAUUUUCAAUCAGAAUAGCAAUUAUGACCAGUCUUUGUUUAAUUUGCAGCAGAAUAAAUCUAAGAUCAGAUCUGGUAACAGACAUGAAUAAUGACUGAUCAAAACAAUGCUUUUAGGCUACAAGAGAAUUUAAAUUAAGAGUUAAUAAGUGGAAUGAGAGACGCAUUUGUCUUCCUAUACUAUCAUCUGUCAUCUCAAGAGUAGUGGUCAUGUUAGGGUAGAACCAAAGUUGUGUUCCAACGACAACCUUCAUUGUAGAUCUUGUAAAUACAUGUACAUCCCUUUCUUAGCAUACCGCACUUAGUUGUAGGUCUCAGGAAUUCAAGUUUAAAAGGUGUUCUAUACUUCUGUGGCUCUCUCCAAGUACUUGUGAGUCAGGAAAUGAUACUGUGGCUUCUGAUGAUGGGUUGCAUGCCUUUGUGUGAUCAAUGUCAGAAGCUUCUUCCUCUGAUAAGAACUUGGAAGAGCUUCAGUUUUUCAAUAUCCAAAGUCAGCUCCCUGGUGUAGCUUUCACUUUAAUUCCCCAGGAGUAGGUGGUUUUUGAAUUUAAAUCAGUUUUAAAUGAAGAGACACUGACAUUUUACGCUUUUAUUUCCCCCUCAUUUGAUCCCUAGCUUAGGGGGGCCUAAAUUGGUCAUCAAAACUGGCUAAAGGCAAGUUCUUCUGCAUCAAUUGUGUGGAAGGAGGGAUUGAUGGAGAGUGAUGUAUGCACUGCGGAUGUGUCUUUAAAAUCACUUAGGCGGGAAUGAGACACCUACAGCUGUAAACUGUGGAGCAUGAAACAAAUUGAAAGAAUUUGGUUUUUUUUAUCAUUUGAUAUUAAAAUUUGGCGACAGAAAAAGCUGACAGAGGUGUCUUAAGACUGUCUACCUUAAAGUGGCUUUGAAGUUGAAGGGUUGUUCUUUGUUGCAGAGCACAUGCAAUUUAGAACGAUUUGAUAAGCAUUGAAGCACUGGCAUUUUCCACAAGUGUUCCAAUUGUGUCAAAUUUUAUCCAUGUUCUCUUGAACUGUUCGGUUCUGAUGUGACUCAAAUUUAAUGGUGAUGUUGAAGUGCCAAGAAAGUGCACAGUACAGUGUAUAUGGAGUACUUGUGUAGCAUAGCAGCAACUAAUGCAGCAUCCAAAGUUUCAAUUCCAAAGCUUCCCUGUCAAAUCAAAGCCAUUUUCAACUUUGUUGCUGUCUUAUUGACUGAAAUUUCAUCUUGUUACACCACAAUUUAGCACCUUGCUUCUUGUGCAUCUUGAUAUGAGUUUCAAACAAAAGCUUGAAGUAUGGUGUUACGUUUGGGUGUGUAUGAUGUCUUAGAAGUUGUCAUGAUGCAAGGUAGUCUGACCAGACAGUGCUCCAUGUAAGAAGCAAACAGAUUUCCCGCCCCUCAAAAAAAAAAUGAAAAAACAAAUGAAUAAACACAAUGUACACAGUUUUAGCUUCUACUGGUCUGACUGCCUUGAUAUCCACUACUAUGUGGUUUAGUAAAACAUUUUUAUAUUUUUUUAACCAAAGUUGCGACCAUCUCCCUUCUUUCUGCAGGUUAAGGAGCUGUUGGCAUCAUUUGGUGAGCUCAAAGCCUUUAAUCUUGUAAAAGACAGUGCAACAGGCCUCUCAAAGGGUUAUGCUUUCUGUGAAUAUGUGGAUCUGAACAUUACAGAUGUGGUAAGUGGCUUGUAGUACUGUACAUUGACUGAUACUUUGGAUAUGGUAGAGAAAUGAUGGCAGUGCCCAACUUUGUCGACUCUGAAUUGUUUUGUUGUACGUUUAAAAUUCAUGAACUGUUUCUUUCAAUGCAGGCUAUCACUGGACUCAAUGGUAUGCAGCUUGGAGAGAAGAAGUUAAUUGUUCAGAGAGCAAGUGUGGGAGCCAAGACCAACAUGAAUAAUGUAAGGAGGGAGAUAGAGUAGGAGUGAAGAACUAGCUGACUGACAGACAGAUGGAUUAAUCAACUGAAUCACUUUGAAUCAAAUGGUCCAAUUUUUUUUUUUUUACCUUUUUUAUCCUCCAGCCUGAUGCAAUAAACAUGAUUCCAGCCCAGAUGCAAAUACCUGGUCUUGACCUGUCAGCCAAUCUACACAACAGUGCUACAGAAGUUCUGUGUCUAAUGAACAUGUUGGACAUAGAAGAACUCAUGGAUGACGAGGAAUAUGAAGGUAACAAAAAUGUUAAAAGAGGAAGAUCCCUUAUCAAAGUUAUGUUGAUAGAACGUCAAAUUCUCAUAGUAACUAUCAGGGGGCAGAGAAUUAUAUUUUCAUCUCGUCACAUGCGCGGAAAGCAAAGUUCUGAGCACCCACGAGGAAUCGAAUCUCAGAGCUUCGGAUUCGGUGCUGCGAUACUGUGCCGCUGCGCCACUGAGUCUUAACGGUGUUCUGGGUCAGGUGGUAAAUUUUUUAACUUGGUAAUUAAUUUCCAUCAAAGGAUAUCCACUGUGACAGUAAGGAGGGGUCCCAUGUUCAAUUUAAUACCAUUGAUUAUGUUCUGUGCGGUAGAAAGCUCUGUGUAGUUCAAAAAAGAAUGAAAAACCUGGCAGAUUUUUUUGCAUGUUCAAAUUCCAUAAUGCUUACCGAUGAAAGAUUUUUCGUUUAUGGCAGAAAUGGUUAAAUGGUCUCUCUUUUGUUUUAUCAUCCAGAAAUUUACGAAGAUGUUCGCGCAGAAUGUUCAAAGUAUGGCACAGUCGUCAGCCUUGAAAUACCAAGACCUGUGGAAGGUUUUGAACCACCUGGCUGUGGGAAGGUAAUUACUUGUAGCAUGACGUACCUUUUCGAUUGGCCAGUUUAUCCGUAAUGGUUACAACCCGAGAUGGUCUUAAUGUACGUCACCUUCGUCCUGUUAUCAAAUGACGUUUUCACAGCUUUUCUGCGUAAUGGUCUGUGGGCUUUUUUCCCCUUCUCCUUAACCUUAACCUUAACUGUAAUAUUCAUAUUCUCUUCUCUGUCCUCUUUAUAUUUCUUAUGAGACUGACAAGGAGAAUUUGUUUGACAAUCAGGAGUUUGUUGAAUUGGUGAUCGUUUCCUUUAUUCGCAAGGAUCAACAUUUGAUUCAGUGAUACUGUAAAGAGAAAGUGGAAGCCAGUCGCUUUUAGGGGAUGAAAGGUCCAUGUUUUUGUUAGGGGAUAUACAUAUUUUUUUUCAUGGUUAAGUUGCUUCACACUCUCCUCCCGUUCCUGCCAGCACCCAAGAGUUCAAUCCUGCAAAGCGCCCGUUAGAAAUUUGUAACUGACGGACAUUUCAUUUGAAGAAAGGCCGGGAACGCUAAAUCUUACAUGAGUGGUCCCCUUUUGCGUUGGUGGGGUAAGGUAGAAACGUCCGUUAGAUCAUGAGAGAUAGAGAAUAACCAAGCACAAGUAAUGUAAAGUGCAAGAUUGAAGAGGUAGUUAUUUUAGUCUCUCCUAUAGCUGUAGGUGUGGAAGGGUUAAUAUUGGUAACUUCCUGCCUCAAAUAAGACUGACUGAGUUUAUUCUCUUUCAGAUAUUUGUGGAAUUCGGGUCAUCAGACGAUUCUAAGAGCGCUGCCCAGGCCCUGGCCGGCCGCAAGUUUGCUAACCGAGUGGUGGUGACGUCAUUCUACGCUCCAGAAAUGUAUCAUAGGAAGGAGUUCCAUUAGUUGAUGACGUCAUACUGCCGUAUAAAGCUGAACCGAUAGUUCGACACCCUGUCCCUUUGAUAAUAUGAAGUCUUUUUGUUUUACAACUCUUGUUUUAGAGUGCUUUUCGAUCAAGCUUCUUAGAGCCAAAGACCAAACUACAACAGCCUAUCCGAAAAUGAGAAAUAUCGAGUUGUAGCGGGUUUUAGUUUUACAUCUGAUCGAUGUGCAUUUAGGAACACAUUUGUUUGCUUAAGUUUGAAGAGAAUAAUACAACACUUUCAAGAAAGAGAAAAGUUCAAGGCUGAGAAGUUGAACUUCGACAGAUGCAAUUUUGUAUAGGAAUGCGAUCGAUGGCUUUUUAAAAAAAAAAAAUCCUUGCAGUUCAAUCGGCUAAGUAUAAUUAACAGAUUAACUGUGAAGCUAGAGUUCGAAAAGUGCUAUUGACUUUCACCAAGUGAGUUACGUUUUUCUUUAGAAAGCGCUAUCUUCUAGUUUCUUUUGCAGACGUUUUCUUUAUAAUUUAAUGGCCACCCCCGUGAAGUUUUUAUAACUGACAUCUACUGAAGCUCAGCAAGAAGCAGCGAAACCUAAGCAAGCGGAUGGUUCAUAUGUUCCUGAAGCAUGUUACGAUGUGUCGUAUGAUCAUGUUUUUAACUCGUAUGCUGAUUUGUUGAUGUGCUUGGAAAUACAACAUCAC